Molecule: messenger RNA, 1730 nt
Organism: Symsagittifera roscoffensis
Lineage: Eukaryota; Metazoa; Xenacoelomorpha; Acoela; Convolutidae
Product: gamma-taxilin-like
Exons: 11
Coding region: 9-1493 (494 amino acids)
Molecular function (GO): syntaxin binding
Source: RefSeq, a predicted model, not a curated record
UAAAUAGUAUGGCAGAAGCGAACGAAGUUAAACAUGACGAAGGCAUAACGAUGGAGAGUGGGAAUACAGAAUCAACUGACGUGCAAUCUUCGCCAUCUCAGCAAACUGACCAAAUUUCAACACCUUGUAAUCUCACUGAGCCUAAACCAGCAAUGACAGAAAAUGGCGCUAUAGAAAACGAAGUAGUGGACUCUAGCGCAGAAGUCAAACCUUCUCCUAAGCGGUCUUCAAAGAAGCACGCAACUGAUCUUCAAAACGGAGAAACACCGGCAUUUGCUACCUCUUCUGCCAGUGAAAAACUGGACAAAGGAGCACGACGCAAUAUAGAAGCAGCUACGAAGUCAAUGUUGAAAGCUUUAAGUCAGCUCGAAUCUCCAGAAGAGAAGAUAGCAGCUUUAUGCUCACGCUAUGCAGACUUACUUAGCGAACACAAACAACUUCAGAACUAUCUCAAGGACACCACAAAGUCACAACAACAGGUGCAAAAGGAAAAAGAUAAGCUGCAAUCGGACCACAACAAAACCCUUCUUGCCAAAGAACGACUGGAAAACUUGUGUCGAGAACUGCAGAAGCAGAACAAAAUAGUAAAAGAAGAGAGUCUGAAGAGAAGUCUGGAGGAGCAGAGCAAGAUCCGGGAAGUGUCAGACAGGUUCCAGAACACCAUUUCCGAAGUGCAGACUUCGAUGAGUGAGAACUGCGAGAAGAACGACAAGUUGAAGGAGGAGAACGAACAGCUGUGUGUCAAGAUCAAGUCUCUCAUACAGCAGUACGAAAAACGAGAAGAGUAUGUGGAAAUGUUGACGAAAACGAAGGAGAUGGAGAAACAGCUGGUUGAGGCUAAACUGAAGGAGACCACGAUGAUCCUCGCCGAGGAGAGGGAACAUAAUCUGAUUGAGAGGCAGAAACUGCUGAGUGACAAUGUGGAAAUGAGACAGAGAUGUGAGACAUUAGUGGCACAGCUGGAGGCGAGUAAGACGAAAGACAAGAUGUACGCGGACAAGUUUGACGAAUUCGAGACCACUCUAUCCAAGUCAAACGAGAUGUUCACCACGUUCAAGUCCGAAAUGGACAAGACGUCUAAGCGUAUCAAGACGUUAGAAAAGGAGACGCAGAUGUGGAAAGCCAAGUUCGACGGGGCCAACAAGUCUCUGGUGCAGCUGAUGGAGGAGCGGAUAGGGAAGGAGCGGGAGUUGGUGUCGAGUGGGGAGAAGACGAAGAAGCUAGAGAAGCUGUGCAGGGCUCUGCAGGAGGAGAGGAAUGGACUGAGUGAGAAGAACAGACGCAUGGAGAGACAGAACAAACACCUCCGAAUACAAUGCGGCGAACUGGUCGACACAGACGACACAGAAACUAACCAAUUAAUACCCGAGGACAAACAACCAAAUGGCACGACUGAAGCUAACAACCAAGAAACUGCCGAGAAUAACGAACAAUCUCAACAACCUGAUUUGACUUCAACGAGCGAAGCGGCAGAACCAGUGUCGGCAUCAUGAGAGUUUUACCAAUUGGAGUCUGUUUGUAAGAGAAGAGAUAGAGUUCAAAAUUAGCAAGAGUUUGAUGCCUUCAGCACAUUUUUCUGUACAGCACUUGAACUUAAUUAUAAUAUACAUUUUAAAAUGAAACGAUGUCACUCACUCUUUAUGUUGUAGAGGUGUAGAUUUUGUACGGAACCAUUAAUUCUUUUUUCGCAAUUGAUGUAAUUCAGACUAGCAAUUUAAUUCUUUCUCCGA